GAGCCGGCCCCGCCUGGCUGUGAUCGGCGCCGGUGACUACGGUCGGGCCCUGGCUGGCCGGGCCGUGCGCAGCGGCUAUCCGGUCACCCUCGGCUCCAGGAACCCGCGGAAGAAUCGCGCCCUGACGGAGAGGACCGGAGCGGCGGUCACAACCGUCGACGACGCCCUCAGCAAGAGCGACGUUGUCGUCAUCUGCCUACCCUUUGCCUUCUACGACUCCUUGCCGCUGUCGAAGCUCGCCGGCAAAGUUGUGGUUGACAUCAGCAACAGCACUCCGCAGAGACUGGCCGCCGGCGGUCCUUCGAACGCCGAAGAGCUGCAGUCCAUGGCUCCCAAAUCUCAGCUCGUCAAGGCGUUCAAUGUUCUCUCGGCGUACGCGCUGGAGAACAAUCUGCAGGGUGGCAAAAAAGUUUUUGUUGCUGGUAACUAUCCGGAGGCCAACGCAGUGGUGGCGCAGCUCAUUUCGGACAUGGGCUUCACUCCUGCUGACAUGGGAGGUCUGGCUGCGGCUCGGAAGAUCGAAAAGAUACCCUUGCAGCUGUUUCCGUCCUGGAAAACAUCGGUAAUCGUCACUUUGGUGAUCUUCAUAUUUUUCUGGAUCUACUCGCUUUUCAAGUACCAAAUCUGCACCAACAUCGAGUCGAACGCACCGUGGGACGUGGACGUCUUUACAAAUGUUCUGAUGGUCAACUUCAAUAGGGCGCUGGCCAUGACGGGCAUCACGCUUCUGGCCGCCACCUACCUGCCAGGAGUGCUCGCUGCUUAUCUUCAACUGAAGCGAGGUACUAAAUACAGCCAAUUCCCCCAGUGGCUCAACAAAUGGCUGCUCACCCGCAAAGAGCUUGGCCUUGCUGCACUCAUGCUGGCCGUGCUUCAUGGGAUCAUCUCCAUCACCAUGUCCUCCCCGUUCUACCUCGCGACGGCCUAUGACCAGCCGGCGAUUCUGCUGGCCAGAGUGAAAACAGCAGGCAACAGCAGCGAGGUUCAUCACGUGGAGGUGUUCAACCGACUGCGGCAGGGCCGGGCCGAGUUUGGCCUCACUGUCGGCGCCGGCUCGCUCUGCGUGCUGGCGGGGAUCGGUGUGACGUCACUACCCAGCGUGGGCGCCGCGCUCAGCUGGCGCGAGUUCCAGUUCAUGCAGUCAACGCUCGGCUGGGGCGCUCUGCUUUCGGCCGUCCUGCACAACACGCUGCUCGGCUGGGACUUCAUGGUGCUCAACUACACGUGCAGCUUGCCGUCGGCUCUGCAGAUCGGCAUGUACCUGCCUACGAUCACAGUGCUGCUGAAGCUGCCGCUGCUGAUUCCUCUGGUCUCGGAGCACCUGGCGGCCAUUCGCGGCGGGCUGGAGCGGAAAGAACGGUCCGAGGUCGUGCAGCGUCCGUGAUUCGGCGGGUACCCUGCAUCCGCCAGGGCAGUGGCUGGCGUCCCACGCAUCAGUCCUCGAAGCGGCUGGCGCCUCACGCAUUGGCCCUUGCAGCGGCCGACGCCCCACGCAUCGGUCCUCGAAGCGGCUGGCGCCUCACGCAUCAGCCCACGCAGCAGCUGGUGCCUCACGCAUCAGCCCUUGCAGCGGCCGACGCCCCACACAUUAGCCCUCGCAGCGGCUGGCGUCUCAUGUCGCAGCCUUCGCAACAGCUGGCGCCUCACGCAUCAGCCCUUGCAGCGGCCGACGCCUCACACAUUAGCCCUCGCAGCGGCUAGCGUCUCACGUAGCAGCCUUCGCAACACCUGGCGCCUAACGCAUCAGCUCUCGCAGCGGCUGGCGCCUCACGCAUCAGUUCUCGCAGAGGCUGGCACCUCACGUAGCAACCCUGCCAGCAGCUAGCGCCUCAAGCACUAGUCCUCGCAGAAGCUGGCGCCUCACGUAGCAACCCUGCCAGCAGCUAGCGCCUCACGUAGCAACCCUGCCAGCAGCUAGCGCCUCACGCAUCAGUCCUCGCAGAGCCUGGCGCCUCACGCAUCAGUCUUCACAGCGGAUGGCGUCUCACGUAGCAGCCUUCGCAACAGCUGGCGCCUAACGUAUCAGCCCUCGCAGCGGCGGGCGCCUCACGUAGCAACCCUGCCAGCAGCUAGCGCCCCAAGAACCAGUCCUCGCAAAGGCUGGCGCUUCACGUAGCAACCCUGCCAGCAGCUAGGGCCACAAGCAUCAGUCCUCGCAGAGGCUGGCGCCUCACAUAGCAACCCUGCCAGCAGCUAGCGCCUCAAGCAUCAGUCCUCGCAGCGGCUGGCGCCUCACGUAGCAGCCCUCGCAGCAGCUGCCGCCUCACGCAUCAGCUCUCGCAGCGGCUGGCGCCUCACGCAUCAGCCCUCGUGGCGACUGGCGCUUCACGCAUCGGCCCUCGCAACUGGUGAUACAGCAGUGUUAUAUCACAGUGUCGACACUUCGGAAGGGUGUUCAGUAAUACUUUGACAGUGUGAAUAUUUGUUCUCUGCUGGACAUAACAUAGCCUUGAUGGGUGCUCAAUGCUGAUGGUAAAAACAAAUAAUAUUGAUGCGAGUCUUGUCCUGAUGCAUCCCAGUUGUAUGCCACAGAGAGAUUCACAAAAGGGUGCCACACUCAAUGCAUACCUUAUCAAAUGCUGAUAUGAAAUGCAAACAGCCUUGGGGUCAUUGUGUUUUUGAUGCGGCCGUUAAAUAAUGAAUCUCACAGGAAGGAAAGCAAUGUGCGGCAACAUACCUUGUGCGUAAUUUUGUUCCUGCUCUUUUUUAAAAGUCGUCUGCACUGGAAGGGUCUUCGGUAGGUAGGUGCUCACUUAUUGCGUCUCAUUUGUGCACCGAAGCUCUGGCUAUGUGCGAUGGAGUGGUCUUCGUCCCCCUAAACAUGAUGAACUUCAGAAAGCCUGGAGACAGGCUAGAUGAAUUACGGAUGGUGCUUGACAUAAUAAGUCUCAG
This is a messenger RNA of Pollicipes pollicipes, 2892 nucleotides long. Its product is annotated as metalloreductase STEAP3. Gene Ontology annotation, molecular function: cupric reductase (NADH) activity; ferric-chelate reductase (NADPH) activity. Gene Ontology annotation, biological process: copper ion import. NCBI's taxonomy places the organism in Eukaryota, Metazoa, Arthropoda, Thecostraca, Pollicipedomorpha, Pollicipedidae. Bases 326 to 1384 code for a protein of 352 amino acids. The record is from RefSeq and is a predicted model, not a curated record. Gene Ontology annotation, cellular component: plasma membrane; endosome. The transcript has 10 exons.